Messenger RNA from Branchiostoma floridae (Florida lancelet), 3951 nucleotides. Its product is annotated as branched-chain-amino-acid aminotransferase, mitochondrial-like. Gene Ontology annotation, cellular component: mitochondrion. Gene Ontology annotation, biological process: L-leucine biosynthetic process; L-valine biosynthetic process. The transcript is spliced from 12 exons. The record is from RefSeq and is a predicted model, not a curated record. Gene Ontology annotation, molecular function: branched-chain-amino-acid:2-oxoglutarate transaminase activity. The coding region runs from base 1 to 1119 and encodes 372 amino acids. Lineage: Eukaryota; Metazoa; Chordata; Leptocardii; Amphioxiformes; Branchiostomatidae.
AUGGACAUUUCAUAUAAUGUACAUGCUUUCCAGUACAAAGACUUGGAGAUCGAGUUGACCAAGAACCCCCAGCCUAAGCCGGAGCCCAGCGAGUUGGUCUUCGGCAAGAACUUCACUGACCACAUGCUGACCGUGGAGUGGACGAGCAAGGAUGGCUGGAAGCACCCCAAAAUCACCCCCCUGCAGCCCCUACAGCUACACCCAGGGGCCAAGGCACUGCACUACUCUGUGGAGCUGUUUGAGGGCAUGAAGGCCUACCGAGGUGUGGACAACAAACUGAGACUGUUCCGUCCUGAAGCCAACAUGGAGAGGAUGAACAGCACUGCUGCUAGAGCCGCCCUACCUAAUUUUGAUGGUGAAGAGUUGAUCCAGUGCAUCUCCAAGCUGAUAGAUGUUGACAAAGACUGGGUCCCAGCUGCUAAAGACUGCAGUUUGUACAUCAGACCUACAAUGAUCGGCACAGAGCCCACCCUGGGAGUUUCGCAGGCAGAAGAGGCCAUGUUGUUUGUGCUGCUGGGUCCGGUCGGCUCGUACUUCAAGACGGGAGCGUUCAACCCGGUGUCCCUCAUGGCAGACCCGCAGUACAUCCGUGCCUUCAGGGGAGGCGUCGGGAACUACAAGCUCGGAUCUAACUACGGCCCCACUAUCCGGAUCCAGAAGGAGGCAGAGCGGCGCGGCUGUCAGCAGGUUCUCUGGCUGUAUGGAGACGAUCACCAGCUAACAGAGGUUGGCACCAUGAAUAUCUUCAUGUACUGGGAGAAUGAAAGUGGAGAGCCUGAGCUGGUGACCCCUCCCCUGGAGGGGAUCAUCCUCCCGGGGGUGACCAGGAGAAGCCUGCUGGACCUGGCACGAGGAUGGAAUGAGUGCAAAGUGACAGAGAGAACCUUCACGAUGCAAGAUUUGAUCAAGGGACUCGAGGAGAACAGAGUCAAGGAGUUGUUUGGGGCUGGAACUGCCUGUGUGGUCUGUCCCAUAGACAGAAUUCUGUAUGGGGAAAAGGAUCUGCACAUCCCCACAAUGGACACGGGAGCGGUAGUGUGCAGAAGGCUGUAUCAAGAGCUGACAGACAUUCAGUUCGGAAGAGUGUCGCACGACUGGGUUAGACCGAUCGAGUCGUGAAUGUGCAGUCAGUCCCAGAACAGGCCGUGGAAGUAAACCUCUUCCACAGAGCCAUGUGAUACAACACUGGAUACAGAGCAGCUACACCCAGGGAGUUUCCUAUUUCUCCAUCCUGCUCUGUCUCUGAUUCCUGAAAUAUAAAACUGUCUAACUUAUGAUAUUACUCAAUAUGUCAGUACAAAUGAUACUUUCAAGUAUUCCUGGACAUAGCCAUAUGUUUUCUUGCAGAGGUACAUUGUAACAGUGACCUGUUACAAUGUUGAUGCAGGUGACCUUAAUGCACCGCAUAUGUUUUCAAUAGUGAUGGAUAAAUUACUUACUUAGUAAUACAUAACUGUAUCUCCCACCCAUCCACAGCAGUUCUUUUACUACCCUGUAGAUCUCAGUCACAAGACAAUAAUAGAAAUCGAAUUAAUAUGCACAAACAGGGACCCUAAAUUGACCAACAUCUACAUAGUCCAUCAUGAUCAUGAAAGUUCCUCUACAAAUGAUGCAGAUGUUAACGAUACGCAAGAAUUGCCUAAAAGUUUGUGUUCUUGCUAUAUUCACAUUGAAUUCUGACCAGAUAAGAUAAGGCAUUUGAUCCUUAUUCUUAUUUUCCCUUUCAUAGAGACAGCCAUGGCAUCAUCUUAUGAUAUUAUUUUUAUAGAUCAUUGUAAAAGAACCAAAUAUGGCCACUAUGUCAAUAUGCAGUUGGUUUGCAUUUCUCCUGUAUUUCAGAAGUACUCUAUCCACGUACUUAAUAUGCACUACCAAAAUGUCUUUUUCCGCCCGAGAUGAUUGGGAAAAUAAACUUACAGACCUAAAAAUCAAGAUUGAUUUUAAUUCGUUGCAGAAAACAUGCAAUUGAAAGGUGGAAGACCAAAUUAGGUAAAAACUACAAGUACAAAACAUAAGAUAUACAUGUAAGGUUAUGGUGUAAUGCAGCUAGCAUGGUAUCCAUCCUAUUCUACAUUUUGUAACUUAGUCUAGCUCUCGUUCACUUCUCUUAUCGACAAGUAUACAAAUGCCAGUUGUUAAUUAACGGAUGCCAGACUAUUCUGCAAAUAAAGCAAUUGGAGAUUGAAGCAAACCAGAGUUUAAAUAAAGGUGACACCAGACGUGAACGUUAGAGCAAUAUUUGAGAAAGAUUUCAGUGGUGAAGUAAGCACCCCUUUUAAUAUAUGUUCCAUCUGAAAAUCUUUAUGGUGUAAAAUGUGUACAUUAGUGUACAGUAUGAUUGGGUGCAGAAUGCUAGCUAGUAAUAAGGUGUGGUAUGCUGUGUCUAAUGUAUUUUACAUUUUUGCCUCGCUGCUCUGCUGUGGAACAGUUAUUGUACAUUCUAGUGUGAGACAGUGGUAUAUGUAAAGUAUGUUGUACAGUAUUGUAAAUUACACUGAUCAGGAUAACAGUUAGUUUUUAAGCAAUGAUAUGACGUUGUAGAAGGUAUAAUAGAUGUUUUCAUUUAACAUUGCACAGUUAGUGUGUGAUUGGCAUUAAUUUGCCUGUAGCACUCUUGUGAAGCUUUGUUGCUAAUACAAAUUAUGCCAGUAUGAAGAACUCCUUUGUAUAGUUUCAUUUCAAACAUACAUGUUUGUAGCCUAGAUGCCAGCCUUUCUGGCAUUAGGGCACUCUCUUGGCUGCUCCCCGGAAAAAGUACCAACAGAGAGCGCUAGAGCCAAAAAGGCUGGCAUCCAGGCUACGGCUAAUGCAUGUUGCCUUGGUGAAUGUUUUUUCCCAACUCGUUGAUUGGAACCACCAACUUUUUGGCCAGUCGUCUCCAUGAUAACUGAGGACGACUUUGCUCCAUACAUGUUCCAUGCUGAAAGUGUUAUGAUAGCCACCAGCAUAUGCAUGUACAUGUACAUGUACAUGGUUUUCAUCUACUUACCAUUCUGUUGUAGAUCAUUCUGGUACUGCAAUGCAGCAUGCACAUUGUGCUUCUUGUCUUGCCAAACAAGUUAUGUUGCUGUGAAACUAACGGCCUUACUUAUGCGUAAUUGUGAGUAUGAUUGUGAUACUAACAAGGACAACAGUAGUACUUAGAAAUUGUCGUGCUAUGCUGGCAGUGUUGUAACUAAAAUAAUGUUAAGAUUUUAACUGACAACAGAGCAGUUUACGAUCUUAGGAUAUUUUUAGGAUUCCGGAGUAUAAUGGAUAUGAGUCUCAAGCCUUUAGAAGACAGAAGCCCUCUGUUAUGUUGGUAUUGCACAAAACUAUCGUUGUUGUAGGCUAAACAUAUCAUUGUUACUUACCAAUUAAAAAGGAAUUGUGACAAUGCAUCAGAGCUCAGACAAUUUCAAGUUUGUUUUGAUUCUGGAAUUUUGCUGCCUUGAAGUAGUAUGCCUUGCUGUAGAAAUAGCAAUAUACCCCUGAGGAAGAAAGAAUGUACAAAAUGUGAUAGUGAUAAUGUAUUCCAUUAUAGGAUAAAUCUAUAUUUUUACAGGUAGAUAGAAACUGUUGCAGUGUUGUGCCUGUUAAAUGCCUCACGAAAUUCAGUUUUUUUUUUAUUCCAAGUUAUCAAAGUACAUAUACGGCUUCUGUACUGUUGAAUUACCUUUGCCAUGUGUUUACUGUCAUAAGCUUCUCACAUACAGUAUUUAAAGAAUACGAUGAGAGAUAAGCUGUUUUCCGACUCAAAGAAUUUACUUAACGGAAUUUUCGACCGAAUCACGGCAAUUCCUUGACAUGAAGAACAUUUUAUUUCUCAUUAUGUAAUGUACCAACUUAGAUUAACUUAAAUGCUAAUAGUGAAAUACGUUGAAGUGUUGAGUCUGCAGCACAGCUUUCAUGUACCUGUAUGUUUCUGUUGUAUGUUUCCUCUUUAUAAAGCAACUUCUAGCAUUUCGCAAA